Molecule: messenger RNA, 2850 nt
Organism: Rhinichthys klamathensis goyatoka
Lineage: Eukaryota; Metazoa; Chordata; Actinopteri; Cypriniformes; Leuciscidae
Gene: zfp36l1a
Product: zinc finger protein 36, C3H type-like 1a
Exons: 2
Coding region: 125-1246 (373 amino acids)
Molecular function (GO): metal ion binding; mRNA binding
Source: RefSeq, a predicted model, not a curated record
GAGAGGAGCAAGACAGAGGGGGUUUCUUAUAGGGCAACACAAGUUUACACAACCAGAACCUAGCUUGUUAUAAUUUAAAGUAUCCGAUUCUUCUCGCUGUGUUUGAUUUAUCCUCGAUUGGAAGAUGACCACAGCCGUGUUGUCGCCUUUCUUCGACUUUAGCGAAGUGAUCAGCAACAAGAACAAAAUGCUGAACUACAGUAACAACAUCCUCAGUACACCGCACCCUGUCUCUGUCCCUUGCACGGGGGCAAGUCUGCCCAUCUCCAACCCCACUGGGUGCCUGCUGGACAGGAAGGCUGUGGGGACACCCUCCACUGGGGUUUACCAGCGCCGGCACUCUGUCACUUUGGCUAGCACCAAACUCAACCAAAACCAGUUCUUGAACAUUGCUAAGGCAGAUCCUUCCCUGCUCGGCUCAGGGACAGGAACCACCGGCAGCAGCAACAAAGAGAACCGACUUCGAGACCGCUCUUUCUCCGAGACGGGGGAUCGCCUGCUACAGAAGUGUUCGGGCCCUGGAGGCCCCAACAGCCAGGUCAACUCGAGCCGUUACAAGACGGAGUUAUGCAGGCCAUUCGAGGAGAACGGUGCCUGCAAGUACGGUGACAAAUGCCAGUUUGCCCAUGGCAUUCAUGAGUUGCGCAGCCUCAGCCGCCAUCCCAAGUACAAGACGGAGCUCUGCCGCACAUUCCACACGAUCGGCUUCUGCCCCUACGGCCCGCGAUGCCACUUCAUCCACAAUGCAGAGGAGCGCCGCGGACCUCCUCCAACCCCAUCCCCCCUUUCGGCCUCCAACAAGAUGGACAGGCCACGGCUGCAACACAGCUACAGCUUUGCGGGGUUCCCCAGCUCUGGAGGCUUGAGGGACAGUCCCACCUCUGUCACCCCUCCACCUAUAUUUCCGCCUGACGAUCUCCCCGACUGGCCUAGCAGCAACCCGUUCACGUAUUCCAGCCAGGAGCUGGCCAACCUCUUCAGCCCCAGCCUGGGAAGUGCACCUUUGUCCUGCUCCGACCCUUCCACCCAGGCGCCAUCUUCCCCAACGCCAACCCCUUACUACUUCAGGGCCAUGUCAGAGUCUCCCCAACUCUAUGAGUCUCCAUCCAGUCAGCCAGAUUCGCUUUCUGACCAAGAGGGCUACCAGAGCAGCUCGAGCGGAAGUCUGAGUGGCUCUGAAUCUCCCGUCCUUGACACCACCCGCCGACUGCCCAUCUUCAGCAGGCUUUCCAUCUCUGAUGACUAAAGCACACUGAGCCGGACCCCAUCCCCCUUUCUACUGCAUGCAGCAGUCUUGGGCAGAGAGGAUGAGACGCUAGCACUCCCUCUACCUCUCGCCAUUUCUCCGGCCCCCUAGAAGCCGUAGACUUCCCUCCUUGUAUCACCUCUACUCUGAAACCGAUGCAGUGAAUUAAGGGAUCUUUCUCUUUUUGAGUACUCUUUUUAACCAGAACAAGCUAAAACUCUCCCAGCCUCAAGACCCUUCUGUUUUCCGGGCCUCAUCUCGCAGAGCCCAUUGCUAUGUUCUUGGUGUGACUGUGCCAAACACGCAGAGUAGGAAGUGGAUUAGCGAAAUGCUAAUCGUGAGAGGUAUGAGACUGUUGUGCCAGGUGCCACAGCUGCAGUCAAGUGUAGCGAAGCCUGUGGCAUGGUUAAGGGUGAGAUCUGCGCCCUUCCCCCCUCACAAAUUGCCACUCUUCUCAAGGACACUCUUUCAUAACUACCUAAAGUUCACAAGUGUCAUGCUUAGACCUUUCACAACUGUCUUUGUAGACCGGUUUAAAGCGAAAAGAAUAUGAAAAAAAGACAAGUGCCUGGGGUUAAGUGUUGGGGUGAAUGGACCACUGUUUCUUUUAUCUUUAAUAUAUAUUUUUUUCGUUCCUUGUGGCCUAAUUAUGUAGCUCUUGUUUUGAGUGUGUGCUCUCCCUCCCUUGAAGUUGCAGAUUACACCAGUCUGCUGGAAGGACUUCUCUCAUAAGGGUUGAAUGAGAAUGGAGCUCUGGAAUAUUUCAGGCACAUUCAAAUGUUCAAUCAGGUGCUAUGUGCUCCAUGUCUCGCUUACAGCCAGCCUGAGAUGUCUCCACUCAAAAAUGAACAAUUCCUUACGAUUUUUGUUGUUGUUGUUAGUGCCCCUUUUUCCCCAUUAGUUGAUGGUUACUUAACGUUUGUUGGGAAGGGAAUCUUGUUAUUAAACCUUAAAGACAAACUCUUUCUUCUGUCCCACCUCAAAAUGCCGCCUUCCCUCAGUCCAAUCGGCAAACAGAGGGGGAAUUCCAUCAUUCCCAAGGUGCAGUUCAACCUCCUGCAGCUUCACUUUAGUUCUUCAUGCACGUUUUUUUUCUCUCUCCAUAGAUUCUGCUCAGAGGAGCACUUUGUAAUUUUGUCAUCUUUCCACAUCUUGGUUUUGAUUUUUAUUAUGGUCAUUGUUUAUUAUUAUUAUUAUGGUUAUAUUAUUGUUAUUGUUUGAAAACCUUUCAGAACAGAAGGUUUUGCUUGUCACUGCUUAUUUAACUUAUCAAAAACAUAUUUAUUGGUGAUCAUAUGCAUUUUUUGUUAAUUUUGUUUGUAUUUAUCUUGAUAAUGAAACGAUAGAAUAUAUUUUCUUUUAUGUUAAAUUAUGAUCUUCUGUAUUAAUCUUAAGAUUGUGAAGACUUGUCAGCUUUCUUUUUUCACAGUUUAAUAUAUUGUACUACAAUGACUUUUGUUGGCAACUACACUUAAAUGAAACUUAAUUUAAAGCAAAAAAGCAAAAGCAAAAAAAAAAUCCUCUGCAUUUUGAUUUAUUUAUUGUCAUUCCCUUUUCCAAAACAUUUGACUGCAAAAUCAGUACUACCACACAAUCAUUCCUAG